GCUCUCAUGAUAGCAAAUAGUGCCCUUAUGAAAGAAGCUCUAGAAAGAUCCCUCACCACCUUCCAUCAUUUGAGGGCACAGCAAGAAGUCACCAGUCUGCAGUGAAGGAGAGGGCCUUCAUCAGAUCCUGACCAUGUUGGCACCCUGAUCUUGGAUUUCUAGCCUCCAAAACUCUGUUCAGAGGAGACUCAUUACAACUCUUGCUGAAGCUCCUAAUCUUCCUCCCUUCUCUUCUGCCCCUAACCCCUACCCUCAUUGGCCUGAAGACAAUGUACCCAGAGUUUGCCUUACUCCCCUGGCGCUAUAUGUAUGGUAAACCUGGUACUAUGGUCACAUCUGGGACUGGCCAGACAACUGCUGCUGGUUCUCCCUAUUCCAAGAAGGAUUUAAAGGGGAAUUACACUGCAGGCAAUGCACCAGAGCAGCAUCAGGAGCUUGGGGACUAAGGCUCCUCUGGCAUUAUUACAGACACACAGAGCUGACCGCAAUGACAGCAGCUGCUCCUUUGAACUGUUGGCAGCAGCCAAGCGGCAGCAUGAAGUGAGAGAUCACUCCUGAGCUCAAGAUGAACUCUACCUUGGAUGGUAAUCAGAGCAGCCGCCCUUUUUGCCUCUUGACAUUUGGCUAUUUGGAAACUGUCAAUUUUUGCCUUUUGGAAGUAUUGAUUAUUGUCUUUCUCACCGUAUUGAUUAUUUCUGGCAACAUCAUUGUGAUUUUUGUAUUUCACUGUGCACCUUUGUUGAACCACCAUACUACAAGUUAUUUUAUUCAGACUAUGGCAUAUGCUGACCUCUUGGUUGGGGUAAGCUGCUUGGUCCCUUCUUUAUCACUCCUCCACUACCCCCUCCCAGUAGAGGAGUCUUUGACUUGCCAGGUAUUUGGUUUUGUAGUAUCAGUUCUGAAGAGUGUCUCCAUGGCCUCUCUGGCCUGUAUCAGCAUCGAUAGAUAUAUUGCCAUCACUAAACCUUUAACCUAUAAUACUCUGGUUACACCUUGGAGACUACGCCUGUGUAUUUUCCUGAUUUGGCUAUAUUCCACCCUGGUCUUCCUGCCUUCCUUUUUCCACUGGGGCAAACCUGGAUAUCAUGGAGAUGUGUUUCAGUGGUGUGCAGAGUCCUGGCACACCGACCCCUACUUCACCCUGUUCAUCGUGAUGAUGUUAUAUGCCCCGGCAGCCCUCAUUGUGUGCUUCACCUAUUUCAACAUCUUCCGCAUCUGCCAACAGCACACAAAGGAAAUCAGCGAAAGGCAAGCCCGCUUCAGCAACCAGAGUGGGGAGACUGGGGAGGUGCAGAGCUGUUCCGAUAAGCGCUAUGCCAUGGUCCUGUUCCGAAUUACUAGUGUAUUUUACAUCCUCUGGUUGCCAUACAUCAUCUACUUCUUAUUGGAGAGCUCCACUGGCCACAGCAACCGCUUCGCAUCCUUCUUGACCACCUGGCUUGCUAUUAGUAACAGUUUCUGUAACUGUGUCAUUUAUAGUCUCUCCAACAGUGUCUUCCAAAGGGGACUAAAGCGCCUCUCAGGGGCCAUGUGUACUUCUUGUGCAAGUCAGACCAUAGCUAAGGACCCUUACACAGUUAGGAGCAAAGACCCCCUUAACGGAUGCCAUAUCUGAAGUGAUUCAGAUAUUGGAUCACUGUGUGUGUGUGUGUGUGUGUGUGUGUGUGUGUGUGUGUGUGUGUGUGUGUGUGUUUCCUUUUUAUCUCUUUGUAUCCCUAGCUUACUAGGAGAUCUGGGACAAAAUAAUUCAACUCUAAGCAGUAGCAAACAAAUGAUCCAUUGAACAUACCUUCUAAGUUUGCAGAAAUUAUUUUCUAAAAAGUGCUUUGAAUCAGAGAAUCAGGAUCAUGAAAAUAAAUUGCUCUUGGUUCCAGUUUUUGUAAUGUCAUGGAAAUGAUGACAUUUUGAAGAUUUAAAAUAAAUAAAACCAUAUCUAACACCUCUCUUCAGCUGGCAUGACUGAACCUGGGUGUGAAAAGCGUCAGCAUUUUUAAAAAGUCAUUUUCCUGUCGCUUUUCUAGGCUCUUUCUGUUUGGGCUUCAUGUGCAAUUGAAUUCUUUUAAGGGGAAUAUUAAAAAAUAGUGAUGAAUUAACAGGAUUUAAAUUUUGCUUUAUAUAUGCCAAAGUAGAACUACACUGCAGAUUUCAGCACUGUCAUUUAGAAAGCCAAAUGUUUUAUGUUUUAGGUCUUCUCUUGAGAGAAUUCUCAAUACAUAUUGUUGAAUAACAUGAACACCUAAGUGUUAAUUUUAGAAUUUUGCAGUGCACCAUGAGUGAAGCAAAAAGGCAGUCAAUUCAUACAAUUUAGGAAAAAUUGAGCUACUUUCUGUGGCAUGCUUCAUGGGGAUCUAAAGAAAUGUGUGCAUGGAAAGUGAUUGCGCUGUAGUGUUUUUGCCCAUGCCUUUGUGUGUGUGUGUAUUGAAAAUGUUUGAAUUUAGAUUUCUCUUUACAGCAAAGUGUAUUUUAAUAAGCUGAAAAACAAAUGAUAGGUUAAUGGCUGCCAUUUUUAUAAUGGUGAAAAUAUAUAGAAAUGAAUUUUUAGUAGUCUUCUUUUUUUUUAAUCCACAAACUUUGAAAUGUCAGAAUAUCUGGGAGAAAAGGAUGUCCUAAUAAGCAACUGAGUGAGAAAAUAUACUGUAUAUUUAACUAGUUCCUUUUUUAAAUAGAAGGGGAUUGAGAUGUUCUCUUUGUGGCUAAAUGGAAUCAACAAAGUAGCAUCUAAUCUUUUUAAAAGCAUUUUUUUGGUGUUAAGAAAUGCACAUUUGAAUGCGAGAAGGAGAAAUUCGGAUUAAGUCUCUUUUAUUGCUCUUCUCUUUCUGGACAAAAAAAUCCUUUGAUGUAACAGUUCUUUACUUAGUCUUUUUUUUUUUUUUUUAAAGCCAAAGUACUAGCAAAAUCUAUAGGAUUUUUAUUAUUUAUUCUGUAGAAUUAUUGAAAGUGCUGUGUAUUGUAUGUACUGGUGAUGUUUUGUUCUUCAAGUGAUUAUCUUUAGAACAAGAAGUUUAUUUUUCUAAAAGGAGAGAAGGAUUUCCCAGCAGCUCCAGGCAUGAGAGUAUUUCCUCUGCUUUUCUACUGGUUUUAAUGUUUUGGAAGUCUUCAGGGGGCUUAUGUGAUCUCUGCCUUUGGCUAGAUGUUAUAAUCUGAAUACAACAAUGGUAUUCAGUGAGAUGGAAGAAACCCAAGGGAAAUGGGUAAAGUGGAGUUUUGAAUCCAACAAAGGAUGCAGAUAUUUAUAAAACAGGCAAAUAGGCUUUGGUUUUCUGUCAUGAUAUUAGAAAACCUACUACCCCUUUUAAUAUAAAGGGCAGCAUUCUUAACGAUUUUAGGUCUUAGAUUUUACCUUCAAAUGUGUGCUCUACUUUAAACUUUUUUAUUUUAAGUGAAUAAGUAUUACAUAAACAUUUAAAUUUCAGAUUCUGAAUUCUUCCCAAAAGCUUCCUUGCUCUUUAUAUUUAGUACUAAAAAACUUGACUCUAAGCUGUUUCAGUAUUUAGAACUCAUGUUGAAAUUGCAAGUUAUAUUAGCAGUGGCUCUGUUAAGUUGCCAUUUGAAUUGAGAAACCUUUUCUCUUGGAUUUUGAGAAAUGGUUAUGCAUAUUUCUCCUUUAUUUACAUGCCACAAAUCUAAAGAAAAACAAAGUUUCCUUUUUCUUCAUACAUGUUGGAGAAAGUAACCUGUUCAGAUUUGCAGUUUGCUUGUGAGUUUUAGUUUAGCAAAGAUGAGAAUCUUAAAGAUUAAUUUUUAUAAAAAACUGAUGUUAAAUCGGUGGAGUUUUGCUUUUGGGGGAUGCUGAGCCCUUUUAAUUUUUUCCUGCAGUAGCAUUCCAUCUUGUGAGAAAGAGAAAACUCUUUGAGAAAGAUCUUAUGGAAAUUUUAUGGAAAGACCACUGGAAGUGGCUAACCAAGCUGAUCUUUUUUUUUAAAUUUUUAAAUUUAUUAUUUUUUUUAAUUUACAUCCAAAUUAGUUAACAUAUAGUGCAACAAUGAUUUCAGGCGUAGAU
Prionailurus viverrinus (fishing cat) is the source of this 4000-nucleotide messenger RNA. It is a transcript of the gene GPR21, whose product is annotated as G protein-coupled receptor 21. Gene Ontology annotation, molecular function: G protein-coupled receptor activity. Gene Ontology annotation, biological process: G protein-coupled receptor signaling pathway. Gene Ontology annotation, cellular component: membrane. The transcript is spliced from 2 exons. The coding region runs from base 566 to 1615 and encodes 349 amino acids. The record is from RefSeq and is a predicted model, not a curated record. NCBI's taxonomy places the organism in Eukaryota, Metazoa, Chordata, Mammalia, Carnivora, Felidae.